AUGGUCGAGAGCGUCCGCUUUCUAUCUUACGUCGGCGGCUCUCUCCCCGAAGCCGUCGGCGAUGCGCUAUCCACCCAGGUCAAGUUAAUAUCCGUCAUGUGCACUUGUGAGACCCUCCUAUUCCCCCUCGAGGUGCCCGAUAGCCCUGCCGACUGGCAGUACGUGACAAUCAGCCGCUUCUUCGGGCACAUCUUCCGCCCAGACCGUGAUGGGCUCUCUGAGCUGGUCCUCGUCCGUCAGCCCGACUACGAGCAGUUCCAAGGCGCCUUCUACACCUUUCCUGAGCGUCAGGAGUACGCCUUCAGCUACCUCUUCGCGCAGCAUCCGCACCAUCCAGAGUCGUGGGUCUUCCGGGCCCGCACCGACGACAUCAUCGCCUUCACGACAGCAGAAAAGCUGAAUCCCAUCGCCAUGGAGAGCGUGAUUGUGGCCAGUCCCAAGAUAAAAUCCGCCGUCAUCCGUGGCCAGGGCCAGUUCCAGGCCUCCCUACUCAUCGAACCUUACAUCUAUCCGACCACCCCUGCAGAGGAGCGAUUCAUCCAGGAUAUCCAGUCGAGUCGCGACUGUCCAGCCCACGGCCGCAUCAUGAAAGGCUUCGUCAUGCUCACGAAGCCGGACAAGCCCCUCCCGCGUGCGGGAAAGGACACCGUCCAGCGCCAUGCGGUGUUCAAGCUCUACGCGGAAGAGUUCCAGGCCUUGUAUGAUCGGAUGCGGCCACAUGUGGAGAGCGAGACCAGUACGAUCGCGUCUCCCCAGCCAUUGGCAAAAGGCGCAUCCUCAGCUGUGAUACCGUCGACUUCCCUAGAUCAACAGAUCGAAGAGGCCCUCGAUCGUCUCCUCCCAAGUGCGAUCGAGAAAGCCGUACACGUGAUGCUAACACGACUCCUAUCGGGUCUGAACGGGGCAACAACCACUUCUUCUAAUCCUGCCGUCCCGUCUCCAACAACCGUUAAGAAAUCCAUCAAGAAUGGGAUCCACUCUGGCCCUAACGAUCUCAAAAAGUUAAUCUACAACCAAUUAUCCGAGAACCUGGACACAGAGAGACUGAAUGAUGAUUCAGAUCUGUUUCAAUUCGGGCUUGACUCGCUGCAGGUCGUUGAACUGGUGAAGAUGCUGAAUGCGUAUCUGGAGGAAUGGCGGCCCAAUGUAGACCGCCUCGAACGAAAGGCUGUGUAUAAUAAUCCAACUGUGAAUGGGGUUGUGUCGCUUAUGAUGUGA
Aspergillus tanneri is the source of this 1218-nucleotide messenger RNA. RefSeq lists its product as uncharacterized. The transcript has a single exon. Bases 1 to 1218 code for a protein of 405 amino acids. NCBI's taxonomy places the organism in Eukaryota, Fungi, Ascomycota, Eurotiomycetes, Eurotiales, Aspergillaceae. The record is from RefSeq and is a predicted model, not a curated record.